Cyphellophora europaea CBS 101466 is the source of this 2388-nucleotide messenger RNA. RefSeq lists its product as uncharacterized. The transcript is spliced from 2 exons. NCBI's taxonomy places the organism in Eukaryota, Fungi, Ascomycota, Eurotiomycetes, Chaetothyriales, Cyphellophoraceae. The coding region runs from base 1 to 2388 and encodes 795 amino acids. The record is from RefSeq and is a predicted model, not a curated record.
AUGCAGUUCUCAUCCCAGUCUUUCGUUACUUUGCUUUUCGGUCUCUUGUCUCUCGUUUCUCUGUCCUUCGCUCAGCAGUAUGCCGGCGAGAACAUCCCUAAUAGCUUGCCCGCGGUCGCGGGCUCGGAACUCGCCUUCUUCAAGAUCCGCGACACCAAGAACCAGACGGCUACUCUGCUCAACUACUACUCGCUGAAUAGCAACGGCGGCCAAAUCGACCCUGCCAAUGUCAAACGCGCCGUGGUCAUCAUACAUGGCCUCCUGCGCGAUCCCUACCUCUAUAUCGCGAACGUUAUGCAGGCGCUGGCGACGGUCCCUGAUUCUAGCGUCAAUAAGGACAAUGUCGCCAUGAUCGCGCCGUAUUUCACGAAUGGAGACGACAAGGGAGUUGCGUAUCCCUGGACGACGGGCUUGAGAGCUGGAAGAGGGUCUACAUCCAACGCGCUUGUGUGGCAAGGCUCUCAAUGGGCUUCUGGCGGAGAUAACCAGUAUCCCGCAUACCCGGUGAACAUCACCACCGUCUCGUCCUACGAUGCUCUGGACCAGAUCAUCCAGUAUUUCGACGAUGCGACACUGUUCCCCAACAUGAAGCAGAUUGUCAUUGCCGGCCAUUCUCUGGGAGGCCAAACCGUUCAACGCUACGCUGCCGUCGGCAACUUGCUCCGGACCAGGACUCCCGUAUCGUACUGGACGGGAAAUCCGGACAGCUACGCCUGGUUCUCAACGGACCGACCCCUGGAUAAAUCGGCUUGUGCCACGUACGACAACUGGCGAGACGGUUUCAGCAACUACAACAACAGAUACGGAGCCGACCUCGUCGCUCAGGGCCGAGCAGCCGCCCUUGCAAGGUACUCCUCUCGAAGAAUCACCUAUGGUCGCGGUACCAGAGAUUUUGGAGACGCGUCCAGCGGCUGUGGUCCCAGCACAACGGGCAAUAACCGUGGAGAGCGUUUCUACAACUUCAUCAAGCAGUUUCCCAUUUCUUGCACAAACCCAACGACACCGGGUGGCGCGUGUGCGACGGUUGACUACGUCAAUGUGACUCAUGAUGCUUACGGCAUGAUGUCUUCGCCGGCGGGACAGGCUCGUCUUUUCCUGGAUAAUUUCAACGGUGAUGGUUCAUUCGCUUACAACUUUGGCUAUCCUCGCCUGCAAUCUGGUGAUGACCAAUAUCCUAACCCAGCCAUUGCGCCAACAGCACGGAAAUGGACAGCUGAUGUGUACCCCGGCAACAUGGCGUACCAAGGCUGUUUCACCAAUAUCAACGCCACGACUCUGGCCUACACUGCUUAUCGAGGUAACGGCAGCAACACCAUUGCAGGAUGCACUAGCACCUGCUUGGGAUUGGGAUACAGUACUGCCGGCCUUUCGUGGGGGUAUGAUUGCUUCUGUGGCAACGCCGUAUCUUCAAAGGCCAUCCAGACUGCGGAUGGGGCCUGCACCAACACCUGCAGUGGCAAUCCCGACGACUAUUGCGGUGGAGACGACGUCCUAGCCAUCUACAAUAGCACCCUGACGCCCUCGACCAACACCACCUCGCCGGCAAAUCUUACCUGCAUCAACAAUGCCUCAAACGGCACAAUCUACCAAGCCUCCAACGGCGGCACGUACCAGAUCCUCUGCUCGCUAGACUCCUUUGGGGGUGACAUCUCGGGCGCCGCAUCCCCAGACCUGGCCACCUGCGUCGACACCUGCGAUAGGACCACCGACUGCAUCGACGUCAGCUACACCGGCGGCACAUGUUGGCUCAAGCGCCAGCUCUCCUCCUUCUACCGCAACACCGCCGUCGUCUCAGCGAAGAAGGUCUCCCUCUCAUGCGCCAACGGUGCCGGCGACGGCACAAUCGUCACGGCCUCCAACGGCGGCAACUACGAGAUCCUCUGCUCCAAAGAUUCGUUCGGCGGCGACAUCUCCGGCGCCCCGUCCCCAUCCCUCCUCGCCUGUCUCAACACCUGCGACCAGACCCCCCAAUGCAUCGAUGUCAGCUACACGGGCGGCAACUGCUGGCUCAAAUCCUCCCUCUCGACCUUCUACGCCAACAACGCCGUCAUCUCCGGCCGGAAGCUCACAUCCUCUCCGUCAACUCCGCCACCAUCAUCGAACUCGUCGCUAACGUGCGUCAACAACGCCUCAGACGGCACGACCUACAAGGCCGCCACCGGCGGCUCCUAUACGAUCCGCUGCCAGACGGACCAUUUCGGCGGCGACAUCGGCUCGCGCACGACCGGAAAUCUGGCCGGCUGUGUCGAUGCCUGUGACGCGACCAGCGGGUGUAUUGAUGUGUCGUACGUGGGUGGGACGGCGCCGAACUGCUGGCUCAAGGGCGCGCCGUUGGCGGCCGCGUAUACGAAUGCGAAUGUGGCGACGGCGGAGAAGGUGCUUGCUUAG